AGGCGCCACUGGAGGGUCAGUUUGACAGGUGUGGUGACAAAACAAAUCCUCCGUCUGCUUCAGCAUUAUUUUAUGCACUUUUCCUGGGGAUUAUUUGCAAAUAUUUGCCUUUUUUGGGUGCUGGAGUUUGUGUACGAAAGCCAGAAGUGAAGAUUGGUGUGCUUUUGUGCCAUUUUGCGUGAACACUUUGUGUGUUUCGACGGGGUGGAAAAAGUUAUGGCCGAGAGUGCUGGUGACAAAGAUUCAAGAUGGUACUUCACGGCGGAACAACUACAGAAUUCACCCAGCAGAAAAUGUGGCAUAGAUGCAGACAAGGAACUCGUCUACCGACAGCAAACUGCCCACCUGAUCCAAGAGAUGGGACAAGCGCUGAGAGUAUCUCAACUCUGCAUAAAUACCGCCAUAGUCUAUAUGCAUCGGUUCUAUGCAUUUCACUCCUUUUCACAUUUCAACCGUCACGGAAUUGGUGCAGCCAGUCUCUUCCUGGCGGCAAAGGUGGAGGAGCAACCACGGAAGCUAGAACAUGUUAUCCGUGCAGCCAAUACAUGUCUCAACAUCGAGGCACCCGAUCCCUCCAAGGAGUCGUUUUCCGAGCAGGCUCAGGAUUUGGUCUUCAAUGAGAAUGUCCUCCUCCAGACACUGGGAUUUGACGUAGCCAUUGAUCAUCCCCAUACGCACGUCGUCAAGACGUGCCAUUUGGUCAAAGCCACUUUUUCAUUUCCAGCUUGCAAGGAUCUCGCCCAAACUUCCUACUUCAUGGCGUCCAAUAGUUUGCACCUGACAACAAUGUGUCUUCAGUACAAGCCCACUGUGGUGGCGUGUUUUUGCAUCCAUUUGGCCUGUCGCUGGAGCAAUUGGGACAUUCCCCAUUCGUCCGAAGGACUUCCGUGGUUUCAUUAUGUGGACAAGACUGUGACUAAGGAGCUGCUGACGCAACUCACUGAAGAGUUUAUUCAGAUCUAUGACAAGAGUCCGUCACGACUCAAGAAUAAACUCAAUUCGAUCAAGAUAUUGGCACAGAGUGCAAAGCCCGAUGAUGCCCGGAGUGGUAGUGGUAGUGGUGGUGGGAGUGGGAGUCAGGAGAGAUCAAAUCAUCAUAGAACAUCAUCGGCUAUGUCACAUUCGCAUCAUCAUAAGCAACAACAACAACAGGGUGUUGAUCCCAAGGGGAUACCAUCGUCAUCGAGACAGCAACACUAUCAACAGAUGCAUCAUCAGGGAAAAUCCAGGGAACGUCCAAUUGUGCCACCAGUUGCUGGUGCUGCAGCAGCAGCAGAUGGGGGCAUGAAGAGUGGCAAUUUGGGGGGGAGUAAAAAUGCCAUUCAGGGUGGUGGUAGUUCGGGACACAGUAGUCGAUCAUCAUCAUUGGCACCACCGAGAGAUGCCUUUGUACGGGGGGAUGCUACGUCGUCGUCGUCGUUAAAGGGGAGUAGUAGACCGUCAUUUCAGCAUCAUCCACCGAGUGGGACGACGGGAUUUCCGCCACCACAUCGGGGGGAACAGCAGAAACCGUCAUCGUCAUCAUCGUCUGCGCAAUCGACAAAGAGUGGUCAGUAUCAGCAAUCGGGAUAUUUUGGUGAUCCUACACGAAGUCAUCAGGGGAAUGCGUCACAGAGCAUGAGGUACAGUCAGAAUUCGCACAAGCACACGGAAUUUCAGCAACAGCAUCAGAAGAAUCAGAUGCAUCCGAAUGAGAUAAAAUUGGAGGAUGGACAGCAAAAUAGUGAAAAUAAUUCUGAGACAGCAGGAAGGCAUCCACAGAAGUCUAUCUUUAGUCCGGAUCAACCGGAAAAGAUGGAGGUGAUGAAGAAGCCAAGUGGAGAGGAUUUCCGAAAGUCUGGGCUGCCACCUGGUGGUGGUCGUUUUGAUGAGAGAAGAGUGGAAAUGAAGAAGGAGAAACGAAUGGAAAAUCCUUCAAGUAAAACGCUGCAGAUGGCUCCAUCUUCAGGUGAUAGUAAAAAAGCAGGAAGUGUAAAGCCAUUGGCUAAGCAUGCGCCCUAUGGGCAGCAACAGCAGCAGCAGCAGCAGCAACCUUAUAAAUCUUCAAGUAGUAUCAAUAAGAGGUCAUUUGAGGAGAUGACACGACAUGAGGAUAGUGGAAUUGAUUUCCGGGAGGCCAAAAUGCGCCGAUCAGAGGCUGAAAAUGAAUCAAGAGCAGCAAGAGCAGCUGGAAAAAUGGAUUCAAUGUCAACGAUGAAUCCAUUGAAUUUAGGUGGAAGUUUUAAUGCCUUCGAUACGACAUUUGAUCAGCCAAAAUCAAUGGGAGUAGCAGGAGGAGGAGUAGGAUCAGGAGGAGGAGGAAGUCAUAAAGUAUUUCCGCCCUCAAUUGCCAAUAGCAUUGAGACAAAUCCCGAUUUGGUGAGUUGUCUGUUGAAAGAGAGUCUCAGUGACAGUAAAUAUGGAUCAGCAUUGAAUGCAAUGGCUGCUGCUGGUGGUGGAGUAAAUGAAAAACCAGCUGAUAUCCUUGCCAUGGCUACAACAGAUGUCAAUCCGGGGCCAGUGAAUGAAGUGAAAAAUCCACCACAGCAACCUAUUAUUGCACCUCCGCCACAGCAGCAGCCGCAGCAGCAGCCGCAGCAGCAGCAACAAAUGAAGAUGAUUCCGGAAGCCAAUCAAGAUUCAACUGAGGGGCAUCACAAGAGCAAGGCUGAGAAGAAGAAGAAGAAGGAGAAGCAUAAGCAUAAGGAGAAGGAUAAGUCCAAAGAUCGGGAAGAACGGAAGAAGCAUAAGAAGGAUAAGGUGAGAGAUGGUGGAGAACAGCAAGAGCAGCAGCAGCAGCAGCAGCAUAAGAAUCCAGUCACACUCAAGAUAACACUGCCAAGGGAAAAGGGAGCCCUUGAAGGAGGACCGAGCGAUGGGGGUUUCAAAAUUAAAAUACCCAAGGAUAGAAUAAGGGCUGAUUUGAAUGCUGGCGGAGGGCAUACGGGAGGAUAUGAGGAUCGUAUGUCGGGAAUGCCAUCGGUUGAUCUGAUGCCGGAGAAAGCGUCAUCAUCGCUCAAGAUUAAGAUCUCCAAAGAUAAAAUUGAGAAUUUCUCCGAUGGAACGUCAUUUGCUGGAGCUUUUAAUUCUGCUGGGGGCGGCAAGAAGAAGGACAAGGAUAAAGAGAAAUUCAUGAAGUACACCAUGUAAAUUAUGGACUCCUCUACAAAAAAAAUAUAUAUAAAAAAAAACACAAAAGCAAAAUUUUAUGCCCAGCGGACAAUAACUUUUGUUUGUAAACAUGUUUCGGAGCUUCCUAUAAUGGCCUCUACAUAUUGGGAGCAAUUUUUGUCAAAAAUUACUUUUUUGAAGGAAAUUUCCUGCAGCGUUGUAGGGGGAAACGUCAAAAUUCUGUCAAAAACGCAAUUUUUGACGAAAAUUUCUCCCAAUGUGUAGACGCCUUAAAGCAUAAAUAUUUUUCACAUUAAAAAAUUAAAGAGAAAAUCGCAUUAAUUUUUCGCAUUAAUGCUUAUAAAUCAAUUUAUAUCAAAUUUUGCGGGCCAAGUCUACCUUUUUAUCAACAAAUAGAUCAAAUUUUGAAUAUAAAAUGAUAACACAUUAAUGUGAAUCAUAUUAAAAUUUUAAUGUGCAAGUGUGAUAACACAGUUAUAGGCAGUUUCGAAAACAUCUUUACAAAACAAGAGUUAUUGUGCGUUGGACAUUACAGAGGAGAAAUGUUUCAGUAAUUAAAAAAGAAAAAAAAAUUUAAUAAUAGAGAAGAAAUUUCUGAAAAAAUGUGUAUUUUGAAUUGAUUCUUGUUUCCUUAAAAAAAAUUAAGAAAAAACAAUAAAAUCCUAGAUUCUAAGCCACAAAAAAAAAAGAAUUACAAUGAGAAAGAAACAGAAGAGCAAAAUAGGGACAAAAAAUGAUAAAAGGAUGUUUGUGAAAAAGUUAUCCAGACAUUGUGAAUAUAUAAUUAAUUAUUAUAGAAAUUAUUGACGCAGGAGAAGAGAAAAUUGAGCGAUGAAGGAAUGAAUGGAAAAUAACUACCAGAAUUGGCAGUUUUAUUUUUUAUUUUUUUAUUUUAUUCAAAUUAAAUUGUUAGAAGAGGAAGAUGUUAUAAAUUGCUAAUUGGAGAUUGAGAGAGGAGAGACAGAAAAUGGAUAAUUCUACAAAAUAAAUUAUUUUGCAGAAAGAUAAAAAUGAUGUUUUUCACACCUGGAAUUCUCGCAAAUUAAAAUUAAAAGAUUUUUUUUCCCUCGAAAUUUUUCACUUAUUAAUUAUCCAAAAUUGAUAAUUUUGAGGGAAAGUUCUGUAGAUAUGUUUUUUUUUUGAGAUGAACACAAGAUUCUCUGAAUAAAUCUAUCGACAUUAGCUGAAUUUGUAUAUAGAAAGAACAAAAAAAACAUAAUAAACACUUUUUCUCAUACUUAA
This is a messenger RNA of Phlebotomus papatasi, 4353 nucleotides long. It is a transcript of the gene CycT, whose product is annotated as cyclin-T. Bases 217 to 3129 code for a protein of 970 amino acids. NCBI's taxonomy places the organism in Eukaryota, Metazoa, Arthropoda, Insecta, Diptera, Psychodidae. Gene Ontology annotation, biological process: regulation of transcription by RNA polymerase II; positive regulation of DNA-templated transcription, elongation. Gene Ontology annotation, cellular component: cyclin/CDK positive transcription elongation factor complex; nucleus. Gene Ontology annotation, molecular function: cyclin-dependent protein serine/threonine kinase activator activity. The record is from RefSeq and is a predicted model, not a curated record. The transcript is spliced from 5 exons.